AUGACGCUGCCUCAGCUGAGAAACCCGUACGACGAGCCGAUGCUCAUACGCCGCUCCUCCAUACCGACUGUCGGUCAGACCACGAAACACAUCUUCCGAUCUCGCAGACUCCGUAGGAAGAAGCACACGCUCGUAGAUCCUGCUGUCCCUCUGGCACAGAUUGACGAAGAGCCGACAGCCCCAAGCGAAUCCAAGGGCCACUCGGACCAAGACAUUCUAGAUACAGUGCUACCCCCGAAAUUGCCAGCUUAUCUCGAAUUCCCAGAGUAUGAUGGUAUGAGUGACUACUCUGUGGCCGAAGAAGCGGCCAAAACGCUGUGGAAAUCGGAAAUCAAGAGACUUCUGGAACAUGGCGUCAAGACAGAUCGCCCGCUUCGGUUCGAACACGACACAUUCCUCAAAGGCAUAAGCAAGACGGGGCAUGAUCUGAUGUCCGACCUAUCGACACAGCUUCUAUCGGUCGCGACACUGUGCCAGCUGGACAAUGAAUGCAUCACUUUGGAGUACUGCAGUCCGUUGAGCAGCCAAACAAACAUCCCAAAGUUGAUGAGGCAGGCUAGCAUCAGCCAGCAAAAUGACCACAGCGACGAGGAUGGUGAUGCUCAGCAACAUCUACACGAAUACGAGAGUAGGCUAGAAGCGAGCUUCAGGCUGAUUGACUACGUUUCCGCGGUUCUGGCAAGGCUGAUCAGUACAACGGCGACCGGAAGAUACUGGCAGCAUAACCUCAUCGGCGUCAUCGCAAAGCGGGCUGCAAAGAUGAAAAUCUUGCUGCUCGACCUGAAGACCCAUGCUCCCAUCAUCAUUGGCAAGGCUAACGCGGCCUAUGAAAGAAAAAGCUCGCUGGAGGACCAAGGCGAAACCGACGAGAACUUUCUGCGAAACCUUAACAACAACGCGCGGGAUGACCUCACUUCACGGGAUGACUUUGCACUGAUAAUGCAUUGUGCUCACCAGGCCAAGUUUCGCGUCGGAAUCGACAAGGCGUUUAGAAACACACUGUUAUCAUUGCGGUCUUUGGACUUAUCAGGUCGUCCGGCAACAUCGUAUGAAAUGUGUGCCGUGGUGUAUGAGACGGGAUUUGAGGGCUUUAAAUCACUGCUCUUCCAAGAUAGAGAUUUUGAAUUCUCGGCCACUUCGAACCUUGACAACCUCAAUACGGUUCAUUCUGCAUUCAAAAAUUUGAAUCAGACGGUCGAAUACCUCCGUGAUAGAAUCAGUGCGCCCCCCGGGGCCAACAACCAAGAAAGGCUUAAGAUCACCAUUGAGUGGGUCUACAAAGAUGCGGGUCAGGUUGAUGCUAGCCGGGCGACUGAAUUGAGCGGAUCGGAUCAGUUCGAUCUCUCGAGCCAUGCGAGAGAGACAAUAGACUUGAAGUCUAUGGCAGACAUUGUCACGGUCAUGAUCCUUCUCACCACAUGCAGCCCGGCAGUUGUCGAUCUCAUCACAGAAACCAAGGGGUUGAUGGCACUCACCAGCGAUGCGAAUGACGUGGUUGACCCACUGCCAACGAGGCAGUUCGUUGCCUUCUUCUGCAUGACGACAGAUGAGUUUUAUUCGCGGCCGCAGACUACGACAUUGAGCCUGUCGCAGGCCAUGAAGGCAGGCGUCUUCUCUCGGUACAGCCUGAUGACCAGAUCCAACAGGGACAAGAACGACGACACGGAUGCCUGUAAGCUCGCAGCCGAGUAUUCUCGGGCGACGACCCGAAAGAUGCGGUCUUGGGUUGUUGAUGAAAAUUCGGUAACGGUCGUGUGCCAGAGGUACGUUUGGACCGUCAUGACUGCGGCCUUUGCCUUGGCAGGAGGCGGGCUGGCCAUCGCCUUCAGCGUCGGCGAUCGCAUCCAUUCGGUCGACCCGUCCAACAUGGCCACGUACGCCUGGGCGCUUGCAGCGUUCCUGAUGGUGAUUUGUAAGAACCUGCUGGUCGCGAACUGGCCUUGGAACGACUUCUUGCACAGCCGCGUACGUUGCCGGUCCGUAUUGGAGCUUGCGGCCGUCACGGACAUCAACGAGCAACUGAUCAUGGCGAGGCUCCUGAACGACGAGGCGGGAGGAAGCCUGCUGAAAACACGCGGCCCGUAUAACUCGGUCUUCAACAACCAAUCUUCUGAUGGCUUCUCCAUCGACUGUCCACUAAGCAACAAUACCCUGCUGCUCAGCGGGCUCACGCUCCUGAUGGUGGCCACGCCCCAAGGCCGUGCGUUGGUCUGUCUUGACGGUCGGAGAGGCACGGACCUGGUGGCGGUGGAGCAUCGCGGAACAAGGAAUUCGAACCUUCUUGUCUGUGAUGAUUUCAACAAGUUGGCGAACAAGGCGACGGAUGCCCGUCUCAUGGUCAAGGGCGAUGGCGAGGAACUUGAGACGUUACACCUCAGGAGAACUGACAGCGUCGAGUGGAACAGAAUCCAAGGCAUCUACAACGGCGAGCAUGCGGUAUUCGUUUGA
Messenger RNA from Diplodia corticola, 2448 nucleotides. RefSeq lists its product as uncharacterized. The transcript has 3 exons. NCBI's taxonomy places the organism in Eukaryota, Fungi, Ascomycota, Dothideomycetes, Botryosphaeriales, Botryosphaeriaceae. The record is from RefSeq and is a predicted model, not a curated record. The coding region runs from base 1 to 2448 and encodes 815 amino acids.